AAUCAAACUUUUUUUAUCACUACCAUAGUAAGAAAUGGUGUGCACACACAUACACAAAUGUACAAAAUAAAACAGAAUACAAUUGUGCACGCCUCAUUAAUUAUGAGCAAGGGAAACCUGUUUCUAUUAUACUGUGUGUGUGCGUGGAAGGGUGGUGCCCUCGGUCAGCCUGAAGUCCACCCUCAGGCUUCGUCCUGCUCCUGCGGUUGGGUCUGCCACCCUAGUCUCCCCAGCUCGCAGGUCCCGUGGUUGUGGUUGUUGCCCUGCCAGGUUGCAGCCGGAACGGGGCUGGACGGCCGGCUGGACACCGCGGGGGCGGGCGGGGCGCGGCCCAGGGAUCCCGGCAGCAGCUCCCACAGUGGCGGUUCCGGACACGGCGCGGGAUGGAGACGAACGCGGAGGACUGUGUGGCCGCCUGGUGGGACAUGGUCGUGCGGAACGCGCGGUCUGUUCCACAGUGCUGUGAGACACUUGGAAGGAAGAUUGCCACUCAGUACCGCAGCUUUACUAGUAAAUCGUUAAAAGAACACAUUUUCCCUCCUCUGAUGGACAUGUUAGUUUAUUUUAAUUUUUUCAAAGCACCAUUUCUUGUGGAUUUAAAGAAACCAGAGUCAAAGAUGCCUGGCACAGUGAACUUCUAUAUCAAAGUUGAACCUAGGGUGAUUCUGGGAGUCUGGCACACAGUUCCCGCCUGCCGGAGGGAAGAUGCUGAGGGGAAGGACCGUUGCUGGUACGAAGUGGCCCUUCAGGAUGGCAACCCAAUUAUUGUUUACCUUCACGGCAGUGCAGAACACCGGGCAGCACCUCACAGGCUUAAUCUAGUACAGGUGCUGAGUGAUGGUGGCUUUCAUGUCCUGUCUGUUGACUACAGAGGGUUCGGGGACUCCACAGGUAAGCCCACGGAGGAGGGACUGACUGCAGAUGCUAUUUGUGUCUAUCAGUGGACUAAGGCAAGAAGUGGUACCACCCCCGUGUGCCUCUGGGGCCACUCUCUGGGUACAGGAGUUGCAACAAAUGCUGCAAGAGUACUCGAAGAGAAAGGAUCUCCAGUUGAUGCUAUUAUCUUGGAAGCUCCAUUUACCAACAUGUGGACUGCAAGUAUCAAUUAUCCCUUGCUAAAGAUUUACCAGAAACUUCCAGGAUUUUUACAAACACUUAUGGAUGCCCUGAGAAAAGACAAAAUAGUCUUCCCUAAUGAUGAAAAUGUAAAAUUCCUGUCUUCCCCACUUCUCAUCAUUCAUGGCGAGGAUGACAGGACGGUGCCUUUGGAGAACGGAAAACAGCUCUAUGAAAUUGCACACAAUGCAUACAGGAACAAAGAAAGGGUGAAGAUGGUGAUCUUUCCUCCUGGCUUCCAACACAACCUGCUGUGUAGAAACCCCACACUGUUAAAAACUGUGAGAGAUUUCCUGAGCGAGCAGUGGGCAUGAGGUCUGAGAACAGCAGAAACCUUCAGUGAAGACUUGGUCCAAACACCACCUGUGAUACGUAUUUUUUUUUGUGUGUGUGUGUAAAAUGUACUGGGCUGCUUGGAUGAGCUAAAGUCACUGGCAUUUCUACAAGUCACCUGCCAACUAUGAAGCAGGGAUGCAGGGUGGUAUGGAAUGUUCUUUUAGCUUAUCACAGUCUACUUCGUGGAACAUGCUGAAACAUCACUAUGGAGAAUCAACAUUUGGUAAAAAAUGGAUCCCAUAUAAAAAUGUAUAGUUAAAUGAUUUAUAUUUUAGUUUAGUUAAUUUAAAUACCAUUAAAAAGUUCCAGGCAGUUUUCUAGCUUUCCGACUGACAGGGAAAGUCCUAGCAUGUGACUCAAUUUUUUAUAAAAUAAUACCCUUUGGCACUCAGGUAGCCCUGGAAAUUGACACUUUAUUUUUAGCCAAUACAGGUACAUACUUUCCCCUCCCAAUUCCCCGAGAUACUGAACUGGACUGUUAGUUAACUAAACAAAAUAAAAUCAAA
This is a messenger RNA of Phyllostomus discolor (pale spear-nosed bat), 1958 nucleotides long. It is a transcript of the gene ABHD12B, whose product is annotated as abhydrolase domain containing 12B. Bases 384 to 1430 code for a protein of 348 amino acids. The record is from RefSeq and is a predicted model, not a curated record. Gene Ontology annotation, molecular function: monoacylglycerol lipase activity; phosphatidylcholine lysophospholipase A1 activity. Gene Ontology annotation, cellular component: endoplasmic reticulum membrane. NCBI's taxonomy places the organism in Eukaryota, Metazoa, Chordata, Mammalia, Chiroptera, Phyllostomidae. The transcript has 13 exons. Gene Ontology annotation, biological process: monoacylglycerol catabolic process; phosphatidylserine catabolic process.